Micromonas pusilla CCMP1545 is the source of this 2025-nucleotide messenger RNA. RefSeq lists its product as uncharacterized. The transcript has a single exon. Bases 1 to 2025 code for a protein of 674 amino acids. Lineage: Eukaryota; Viridiplantae; Chlorophyta; Mamiellophyceae; Mamiellales; Mamiellaceae. The record is from RefSeq and is a predicted model, not a curated record.
AUGUUCGACCCCGACGCGGACGUCCCCCCCGCGCCGCCGCCGUUCGGCGACGGCGCCGCGUACGCGAUGUCCCCCGACGCCUUCGACGCGCGCGUCGCCGCGUGGCGAGACGUCGCGCGUGACGGAAGUCUCGACAGCGCCAUCCGCGGCUCCGACGCGUGGGCGCGGAUGACGCGCGCGAGGGAACUGCGGAGCAUCGGGCUCGCGGUCGCGCUCGCGAACGUCGUCGCGACCGCGUCCAUGUUCAACGGAGCGACGCGGGCGAUCGAGACGGACCCCGCCGCGGUCGUCGCGGCCCUCGAGGGCGAGUGCGCGCGGGGAGACGACGACGUCUCGUCGUCGUUCUCUCGCGCGCUCUUCCUCCUCGCGCGAACGCUCGCGCGCGUCGCCGCGGCGUGCGCCGCGCUCGUCCUCGCGCGCGUCCUCGCGAGAGCGAAGACGAAGACGAAGACGAAGACGAAGAGAUCGACGACGCGCGUCUUCGCGGCGUCGCCGAGCGCCGCGCGCGUCUCGCCGACGCCCGCGGAGGCGCAUCGCGCGGAGGACGCGGCGCGGUGGUCCGCCGUCUACGACUCGCCGCUGUUCGAAGACGCCCGCGCGUCUUCUUCUUCUUCUCAUCCGACGCCGCUCACGCCGCUCACGCCGCCGCCGUGGCGAUCACCGGCCGCGGCGUCGCCGUCGUGGGGCACCGCCGGUUUGAUGGAAGGACUGUCGCGGCGCAGCGCGUCGCCGUCGCCGUCGCCGUCGCCGCCGCGCUCGCCCGCGGAGAAGAAGCAUCUCUCGUUCGCGCCGCCGCCGCCGCCGCCGCCGCCGCCGACGCGCGGACGCACCGCGCUGUCGCCGCUCGUCGCGCCCGCGCGAUCAAACGCAUCGCCGUCGACCCAGGUGCCGGUGCCGGCGACGCCGCCGUCGACGCUGCGACGCAGCAGGGCGAUGAGUGAGGUCAGACGGACGAUAUCCGCGCGCGCCAACGCGCCGUUGCGCGAGAGAAACGCCGCGGAGCGGGAGCGGUCGCGCUCGGCGGCGUCCACGUCAUCAUCCACGUCAGCGUACACAUACACGUCAGCAUCAUCCACGUCAUCAACACCGAAGAUGAAGAUCAACCGCGCGGCGGUCGCGGCCGCGGAGGACGUCCUUCGCGAGCUCAAAGCGAAGAGCCCGUUUCUCCGCGCCGUCGAGCGAGAGGCGAAGGAACAUGCGCGCGAGAUCCACGAGCUCCGCGCGAAGCUCGAAGCGCUCGACGGCACGUCCGACGCGUCGGAGCUCGCGGCGCUUCGCGCGCACGCGGAGCGCGUCCUCGCGCGCCUGAGCGACGAGCGCGGCGUGCUCGAGCUUCUGCAGUUCCCGACGCACCGGUUGGAGUGCCUGCGCGCGGCGACGAACGAUCGCGACGCGUUGGCGUCGACGCGCGCGGCGUUGGACCGGCUCUUCGUCGCGGAGGAUACAGAGAAAGAGAACGUCGCGCCGUCUAGGGAUAGUCACGACAGCCCGCGGCGGCCGAGGGACAUGCGACGCGCGGAGAAGGCGUUGACGAAGUGCGCGGAGAUCGUGCGCGGCGUGGAGCGAAACGAGGCGGAGUCGAGCGCGAGGUUCGCCGCCGCCGGGGUGCCGUUUUACCGGGACGAGAUCUCGCGGCUGAAGGAGGCUGCGGUAGCGAUGACCGGGCGCGUCCUGCGCGCGGCGCUGAGACGCUCGAACGAGAUGUGGGCGGCGACGCGCGCGAGAGAAGAUGAAGAAGGUGUCGGACGAGAAGAAUGUGGUGUCGGAAACAUGUCGGAAGGUGUCGGAGAAGUGUCGAAAAAACGCGCGGCGGCGUGGAAGCCGCCGACGCCGGUGCGCGGGUCGAGCGAGCUCUGGGCGUUGCGCUUCGCGUCCGAUUUAGCGUACAGAGCGUACUCGUCCUGCGGCGGCGUGGACGACGUCGUGGAGGAUUUGUCACUGAGGGCGUUGGAGGAGAUGCGGGCGUACGGCGACGACGCGUGGGCGGCGGCUUCGAUCACGCCGCCGUCGUCGUUCGGGGACUGA